Messenger RNA from Caenorhabditis briggsae, 378 nucleotides. Bases 1 to 378 code for a protein of 125 amino acids. The transcript has a single exon. The record is from RefSeq and is a predicted model, not a curated record. NCBI's taxonomy places the organism in Eukaryota, Metazoa, Nematoda, Chromadorea, Rhabditida, Rhabditidae.
AUGAACUUCUUGCUUUUGAUUAUUGCCCUAUACUCGAUAGUUACGCUUACUGUAGCUUUUCCCAUGUUAAUGAUAUCUAUAUUUAUUGCACUAUUUGCCUACUACAAUUCUGUGACGCCAGAAGUUCAUCAGGAUGUGAUGAAUUUUGUCGAGAAGUCUAUGGAUGCCAUCCGUCAAACUUGUUCCCCAUCCACCCCAGUCGAUGACACCAUGACCAGAAGUGGAAUCGAGAGAGCACGUCGUCAGUAUAUGGACCACUGCAAUGGAAUCAAUCGGACCUCUUCGGAAGAGGAAAGAGAUGCCAAAUGGUUAUUGACCUACCAGGUUCCCAUUCUUACAAGAUACUAUGAAUCUAUCAUUCAGUUUUUCAAGGGCUAA